Molecule: messenger RNA, 1278 nt
Organism: Lactuca virosa
Lineage: Eukaryota; Viridiplantae; Streptophyta; Magnoliopsida; Asterales; Asteraceae
Source: the annotation of a GenBank genome assembly
AUGAAUGUAGAAGAGGAUAGACUAAGCAGCUUGCCAGAUGAUCUUAUCCAUAAAAUCCUCUCUUUUCUUUACCUCGAACAAGCUAUUGGAGUGAGUGUUUUGUCAUCUAGAUGGAAGUCUAUCUGGAAGUCAAUGCCCUAUCUCAAGUUAAUAAAUUACAUCCGGAUUAAUUAUCCGCCUGACUUCUCCAAAUUUGUUAAUAAUGUUCUGUCUCAUCGCAAUUAUCAAGUUCACUUGUCUUCAGUCUUUUUGUAUUCUGAUGGAAGAGUUAGCCAUGAAUUUGUUAAAAGAUUUCUUGAAUAUGUGUUAACUCACAAUGUCCAACAACUGACUGUUUCAUGGUCGCCUGAGAAUGAGGUUGAAUUCCCUCUUUCUUUCUAUAGUUCUCGUUCUCUCCAGCAUCUUGAUUUGCAUGAUUUGGUGGAUAAUGCAUCUUAUUCGGCUACACCAGCUUGGGACCUUCCAGCUUUAACAACAUUGCAUCUUUAUAAUAUCACAGUAGUCUCUCAUAAGUGCAUUGAUCUUUUCUCCAAGUGCCCCAACUUGAAGAAUCUCAAGUUAAGAAAUUGCAAAAUUGGUGAAACGAAGCUAAUUGCCACACAAGGACAAGGUUUCCCUUCUUUGGAGAAGGUGGAUCUCUAUAAUUGCGUCCUGUAUUCUGCAGAUGCUCCUAAUAUUGUUUCUCUGCUUCAGCAGCUACAAAGUGUCAAACUUAUGACACUUGACUUGGAAAUUCUCCAGAUUAUUUCAUCAUCCAUGGGACUAAUGUCAGAUAAACCUUUUCCGUUUGCUAACUUUAAGAUUGUAAAGUUUUUAACGAGGGACUUUGGAAGGGUAUACUUGGAGGUGCAAGCAGACGAUAAGUAUGUGGUAGAUAGUUCUGAUCAAAGUUCCAUCUUCAUAAUGAUCUCUCGUGAGGAGAUUAGAAUUAUGAAUGAUAUUGUAUUUGCACGGCUACUUAUUGCAAAAAUUCGGUCUCGGCUAAGGAAGCGUAAAGCACUUACUGACACCAAACAAGGACGUCAUAUGGAACAAGUCGAUGCACCAAGGAAGAGCUGCAAGAGGAAGAUGAAUGAUCAUGGCAAAGUACAAGUUAAGAAGCAGAAGCAGAUUGAUGGAUGGGUGACUGAGCUUUCUGCAUCAAAGAGGCCUGUGCUACAAGAAACAUUAUCUGUCGUGUGUGAAGAAGCUGCAGUUGUCAUGAAUAAUAUGUUGGAUUGUAUGAAGAUCCGAUGUAAUAAGAAGCCACAUACUCCAGCAUUGAUGCAGUCUUCUUAG